CUUUGCAUUUUGCAUACUUUGGACAAAAAUAUUUAAAAAAUCAUUGUGACUGGUUGGUGUUUUCGCGGCCUUUUCUGAACUAACAUCCAGGAUAUAAUCAUACAGAUUUAAAUAUGGCGUCGAUAUCUGACAGUGAAAUUGUAAGCCUUGCCAAAGCCAUCGGCACCAACACAAAGUUAGUCGAUCUUGGACUGGAACUUGAUUUUAAUCUUGACGAUAUGGAAUUUUAUGAAGCUGACAAUCAUUCUGGUCACAAGGUAACUUAUGAGGGAACCAAGAGAUUGCUGAGAGAUUUCUGUGAUAAGACCCCUCUAGAACAGCAACGACCACUCCUGAAGAAAGCACUGGAGGAUGCGGGCUUGGUCAGGCUUGCUGAAUUACAUUUGACAGAUUCGUCAAGCCAAGCUGCUAGUAGUUCGUCCUCUGGUCAGGCUACUGGAAGUGAAACUGGAAGACCAGGACAGCAACCCGCUACGCAAUCUCGGCCCAGUGUAUCUAACACAAUUAGUGCCUCUGGAUCGAGUACUGCUUCAGGCAACACCAUGAUUGGGGAACAGACAAAUGUUUACAAUAGCACGCCAUCAGCACCGGUUGUGCAUCAACAUUUUACAACAAACGUGAAACAAGCCCCUGCUCCAGCUCCAGUAGCCAGACCAAUCAUCAUCACACAACCAGUAGGAGUUCCAAUGGGUCGAAAACGAUCAGCUAACACAAGUCAAAAUCCACCUGCAAAACGACAAAAGGUUACACAAUCAGGACCAUCCACAUCGAAGGGGGUCACUGCUAAACAGAAGAAAGCUCCAAAUCCCGAAAAGAAGACGCAGAAGAAAAAGGCACCCAAAACAGCAAAAGCCAAAAAUCCUAACACAAGUCAAAAUCCACCUGCAAAACAACAAAAGGUUACCCAAUCAGGACCAUCCACAUCGACGGGGGUCACUGCUAAACAGAAGAAAGCUCCAAAUCCCCAAAAGAAGACAGCGAAGAAAAAGGCACCCCAAACAGCAAAAGCCAAAAAACCUAAAGCGCCCAAGGCCCCCAAGGAAGCCCCCCAAAAGAAAAAGGGGCCCCAAAGUACAAAAACCCAAAAGAAAACAACAGCAAAGAGUCAGACCCCUAAAUCUCAUAAGAAGGCAAAGACGAGCAAAGCUAAAACUGCUGGAAAAGGUCGAUCUAAGAAAAAGUCAAAGAAAUAAAAGCCAGAAGUUUUCAAAACUCUGAUAAUUAUGUUUAAAAUUAGCCCACACAUCAAUUUCAUAGGGAACGCUUUUGUAUGUUAGAUAGAUUCGUUUCAGUUUAAAAAAUUAUGAUGAAUGAAAUUAGCGUGUAUUUAUACUAAAA
Molecule: messenger RNA, 1338 nt
Organism: Lytechinus pictus (painted urchin)
Lineage: Eukaryota; Metazoa; Echinodermata; Echinoidea; Temnopleuroida; Toxopneustidae
Product: serine/arginine repetitive matrix protein 1-like
Exons: 5
Coding region: 114-1193 (359 amino acids)
Source: RefSeq, a predicted model, not a curated record